Molecule: messenger RNA, 1797 nt
Organism: Caretta caretta (loggerhead turtle)
Lineage: Eukaryota; Metazoa; Chordata; Testudines; Cheloniidae
Gene: THOC3
Product: THO complex subunit 3
Biological process (GO): mRNA export from nucleus
Cellular component (GO): THO complex part of transcription export complex
Molecular function (GO): protein binding
Source: RefSeq, a predicted model, not a curated record
CGGAAGGCGUGGCCCCCGCGGCCGCUGCCCCGGAAGCGGUUGCCGGGCGCCCGGUUGCCAUGGCGCUCUCCCCGUACGUGCUCGCCAUGCAGGAGCUGUUCCGGGCCAACACGCGCAGCCGCGAGUUCCCGGCGCACGGGGCCAAGGUGCACUCGGUGGCCUGGAGCUGCUGCGGCCGCCGGCUCGCCUCGGGCUCCUUCGACAAGACGGCGAGCGUCUUCGUGCUGGAGAAGGACCGGCUGGUGAAGGAGAACAAUUACCGCGGCCACGGGGACAGCGUGGAUCAACUGUGCUGGCACCCGAGUAACCCAGACCUCUUUGUUACUGCGUCUGGAGACAAGACCAUCCGUAUUUGGGACGUCCGCACCACUAAGUGCAUUGCUACCGUGAACACCAAAGGAGAGAACAUUAAUAUCUGCUGGAGUCCUGAUGGCCAGACCAUUGCGGUGGGGAAUAAGGAUGAUGUGGUCACCUUCAUUGAUGCCAAAACACAUCGCUCCAAAGCCGAGGAGCAGUUUAAAUUUGAGGUUAAUGAGAUUUCCUGGAACAAUGAUAACAACAUGUUCUUCCUCACCAAUGGCAAUGGCUGCAUCAACAUCCUCAGCUACCCGGAGCUGAAGCCCAUCCAGUCUAUCAAUGCUCACCCUUCAAACUGCAUCUGCAUCAAGUUUGACCCCAUGGGGAAGUACUUUGCCACGGGAAGCGCAGAUGCUCUGGUCAGCCUGUGGGAUGUGGACGAGCUGGUGUGUGUGAGGUGCUUCUCCAGGCUGGACUGGCCCGUGAGAACCUUGAGUUUUAGCCAUGAUGGGAAGAUGCUGGCGUCCGCGUCUGAGGAUCACUUCAUCGACAUUGCCGAGGUGGAGACAGGGGAGAAGCUGUGGGAGGUGCAGUGUGAGUCCCCCACCUUCACGGUGGCCUGGCACCCAAAGAGACCUUUGCUGGCCUUCGCCUGUGAUGACAAAGACGGCAAAUAUGACAGCAGCCGGGAGGCAGGCACCGUCAAGCUCUUCGGCCUCCCCAAUGAUGCAUAACGGGCUCCCAGUGGGCCCUGGGCUAGGGCCUGGGAAGGGGCAGGGAGGUGGGGCUCCUCCCCAGCCAUGUUCUGCACUGCCAAAGCACUUCCCUUGUCCUCUGGCGAUAGGGAAGCUCCGUCCUGCUGGCCACUCCCUGGGCUGGGCUUCCUCGCUCCUGGCAGUGCUGUGACCCUCAGCUCAGCUGCCAGCGGCCCCUGCCCUUGGGAGCUUUUGUACCCAGCAGCCGCUGGCCUAGCAAGAACACGGGGGCUGCCGCCAGAGUCCCUCCACCCAUCUCAGGGCUGCCUCUCUCCCUCAUUGCAAGGAGGCGGAUGGCUGUGUUCAGAAGUCUGGUGGCCAGAGAGGAGCAGUCACCAGAAUCUGACCACUCAGGAUGGCCUCUCUGGGGGAAGGAGCCCUGCCCUGCGGCCAUCCCAGUAGGACUCAGCUCGAGGCUGCUGUCGAGCCUCCUGCUGCUAGAACUGUUUGUUGAUAAGCUGCAUGGUUGUCCCCCUCACCCCCCACCCCCAGUGGUGUGGCCAACUCCCUGGCAGGCUGGGAAUCACCUGGAGGCCCCAGCACAUCCCUCCCCUUUGGAAAAGGGUUUUGCGUUAGGCUGUCACCUGCCCAGGCCAGGUGGGCAGCUGUCCCUUGUCCCUUUGCUGCAUGUGCCAGUGGGCAGAGGUGCACCUUCUUGGGCAGGGGUGUGAAUUGGGGGGGGGCUCUUUUUGUAUGACUUUUUGUAAUUUUGAUAAGUCUCUGUCAGUAAAGGAAGUAAGGCCUG